AUGACAAAACACAUUACACUCUUUGAACCUCCGCCACAGGACAAGUCCAGAGCGCAAAUCGAGAAUGUGCUCGACUUGACUCCAGUGGUGGACCUCGGCCCAGAUGUCUUUACAAACACUCGGCCACUAUGGCAUCCUCCCGGUGCCCGAGGAAUCUACGGUGGCGCCGCUAUCGCUCAGUCCCUAUCCGCUGCGAUGCGUACCGUACCAGCGGACUUUGCCGUCCACAGCAUGCACUGUUACUUCGUCCUCGCAGGUGACUCUGAACUACCGAUUCUGUACCACGUCGAACGCGUACGCGACGGACGAAGCUUUAUCACUCGGACCGUACAAGCGCGCCAACGUGGCCGUCCAAUCUUCACGACCACGUUGAGUUUUAGCCGAGUGGGCAGCGGGGGUGAGAAGACGUUGAACCAUGCGACACCAAUGCCCGAUGUCUCGCUCCCAGCGGAUGCGGUACCAGGGACUGUCAAGGCUCUUAGCGACGCAGGGGGUGGUCCAUUUGAGUCAAAGAAAGCGGGCAUCAUCAACCGAAACCAGAACCCCGAAGAUAAGAGAGUUCGACGGUUCGUUCGGGCGCGUAACCGAAUCUCCGACGAAGGGGGUUUCCAGGCCCACUUAUCCGCUCUGGCUUAUAUUACCGACAGCUUCUUCAUUGGGACUGUCUCUCGGGUCCAUGAUAUUCCUCGCUUCUCGUCCCCAGCCGACCUCCAAAAACUUCUCAAGGCACUGAAGAACCCGUCUGACCUUGAUGACGAAGACAUCACCAAGGCCCUCAAGGAGUUAAAGGAAGAAGAAGCGGCAGAUCUACGACGCCAACUCGAAGGAGCCCUGAGCAACGCCAACAAGGAAGACCAUAAAGAAUUAGGCAUGAUGGUCAGUCUUGAUCAUUCGAUCUACUUCCAUAAUCCACUGGCCUUCCGCGCCGAUGAGUGGAUGCUUGUUGAAACGGAGAGCCCUUGGGCUGGAGAGGGACGCGGAUUGGCCAUUCAGAAGCUCUGGUCGCAAAACGGGACAUUGAUUGCGACAUGUACCCAAGAGGGUGUUGUGCGAUUAAAGCAGGAUAAACCUCCGCUUUCCAAGAUCUAG
Penicillium pulvis is the source of this 1089-nucleotide messenger RNA. RefSeq lists its product as uncharacterized. Gene Ontology annotation, cellular component: peroxisomal matrix. NCBI's taxonomy places the organism in Eukaryota, Fungi, Ascomycota, Eurotiomycetes, Eurotiales, Aspergillaceae. Gene Ontology annotation, molecular function: fatty acyl-CoA hydrolase activity. The transcript is spliced from 3 exons. The record is from RefSeq and is a predicted model, not a curated record. The coding region runs from base 1 to 1089 and encodes 362 amino acids. Gene Ontology annotation, biological process: acyl-CoA metabolic process; fatty acid catabolic process.